Molecule: messenger RNA, 873 nt
Organism: Mizuhopecten yessoensis (Yesso scallop)
Lineage: Eukaryota; Metazoa; Mollusca; Bivalvia; Pectinida; Pectinidae
Product: acylphosphatase-2-like
Exons: 4
Coding region: 35-337 (100 amino acids)
Molecular function (GO): acylphosphatase activity
Source: RefSeq, a predicted model, not a curated record
AGGCAUUUGCUGCUUCCGUUGCACAUGUAAACAGAUGGCUACCGGUGGUGGAGGGUUGCUCUCGGUGGAUUUUGAGGUUAUCGGCAAAGUACAAGGUGUUUUCUUUCGCAAGUAUACACAGAAAAAUGCAUCACAGCGGGGACUGGUAGGCUGGGUUCAGAACACAGAACGAGGCUCUGUCACAGGCAAAAUGCAGGGCCCAGAAAAAGAGGUCAAGGACAUGAAAAGAUGGCUGAAGAAAACUGGGAGCCCCAAAUCAAGGAUUGACAGGUGCAUUUUUAAAGAUGAACAAACAAUAACACAGAAAGAAUUUAGGAGUUUUGACAUCGUCAAAUGAGUAUUAAUUUCUAUUCUGCGGUUGAUAUUGUUUAAGGUUGACAUUUUAAUCUCUGCCAAUACCAAGGACUAAGGAUUUCCGACCUGAGAAAUGACACACUUUAACAUGGUAAAAGAGUUAUUUUUCUUUUAAAUAGAAAGAUGUGCAUCAAAAACUGCCUAACAAAGGACUAAGCAUUCCCGUUCUGCCAUUGAACAAACAUGUUGCAAGGUUUUGCAUGUGUUAACUAGAGACAUGGAACUACUAUUCUUAAAGUACAUAUGUUGAAGUGAUAUCAAAUAUUUGAUCUUCAUAUACUUUCCCCAUUAUGUUUUGUAUGAAAAAUAUGGGAGAUAGAUGGUUCACGAGAUAUAGCUUCAUGUUGUGGUUACAGUAAAUAUUUAACAUAUUUUUAGGAUAUAUGCUACCUUAUGCAUCAAUCCUGUAAAUUUGUGUUAGUUAUCUUCCUGAUGAUGUUUUAAUUAACAGUAUUAUGUCAUGUAGGGAUGAAUGAAUUUAUUUUGUUUCCCCAAACCAAUUAAAAGUUCAUAAAAGUA